This is a messenger RNA of Nothoprocta perdicaria, 4944 nucleotides long. RefSeq names its product calcium/calmodulin dependent serine protein kinase (gene CASK). NCBI's taxonomy places the organism in Eukaryota, Metazoa, Chordata, Aves, Tinamiformes, Tinamidae. Gene Ontology annotation, cellular component: basolateral plasma membrane; cell-cell junction; plasma membrane. The record is from RefSeq and is a predicted model, not a curated record. Gene Ontology annotation, molecular function: signaling receptor binding; protein kinase activity; ATP binding. The transcript is spliced from 26 exons. Gene Ontology annotation, biological process: regulation of neurotransmitter secretion; protein phosphorylation. The coding region runs from base 137 to 2716 and encodes 859 amino acids.
UUUCAGUGUUGUGCGGCGAUGUAUCAACAGGGAAACAGGGCAACAGUUUGCUGUAAAGAUUGUCGAUGUAGCAAAAUUCACUUCAAGUCCUGGAUUAAGCACAGAAGAUCUGAAGAGGGAAGCCAGUAUUUGUCACAUGCUGAAGCAUCCUCAUAUUGUGGAGUUAUUGGAGACGUACAGCUCAGAUGGAAUGCUUUAUAUGGUUUUUGAGUUUAUGGAUGGAGCAGAUCUGUGUUUUGAAAUUGUGAAGAGAGCAGAUGCUGGAUUUGUGUACAGUGAGGCUGUAGCCAGUCAUUACAUGAGACAGAUAUUGGAAGCUCUGCGCUACUGUCAUGAUAAUAACAUAAUUCACAGGGAUGUGAAGCCACACUGUGUAUUGCUUGCCUCUAAAGAGAAUUCAGCUCCUGUAAAGCUUGGUGGCUUUGGGGUAGCAAUUCAGCUAGGGGAGUCUGGAUUAGUUGCCGGAGGACGUGUAGGAACACCUCAUUUUAUGGCCCCAGAAGUGGUAAAAAGAGAACCAUAUGGGAAGCCUGUAGAUGUUUGGGGUUGUGGAGUGAUCCUUUUCAUCCUGCUAAGCGGCUGUUUACCUUUUUAUGGAACCAAGGAAAGAUUAUUUGAAGGCAUUAUUAAAGGAAAAUACAAGAUGAAUCCUAGACAAUGGAGCCAUAUCUCUGAAAGUGCCAAAGACCUGGUACGCCGUAUGCUUAUGCUAGAUCCAGCAGAAAGGAUAACAGUAUAUGAAGCACUGAAUCAUCCUUGGUUAAAGGAGAGAGAUCGCUAUGCAUACAAGAUUCAUCUUCCAGAAACAGUAGAGCAAUUGAGAAAAUUCAAUGCAAGAAGAAAACUAAAGGGGGCAGUACUAGCAGCUGUGUCAAGCCACAAAUUCAAUUCCUUCUAUGGUGAUCCCCCUGAAGAGCUGCCAGACUUCUCUGAAGACCCUACCUCCUCAGGACUUCUAGCAGCAGAAAGAGCAGUUUCACAGGUGCUAGACAGCCUGGAGGAAAUUCAUGCACUUACAGAUUGCAGUGAAAAAGACUUAGAUUUUCUUCACAGUGUUUUCCAGGAUCAGCAUCUCCACACGCUACUAGAUCUUUAUGACAAAAUUAACACAAAAUCUUCACCGCAAAUCAGGAAUCCUCCCAGUGAUGCUGUACAGAGAGCCAAAGAGGUAUUGGAAGAAAUUUCAUGUUACCCAGAGAACAAUGAUGCAAAGGAGCUAAAGCGUAUUUUAACACAACCUCAUUUCAUGGCCUUACUUCAAACUCAUGAUGUAGUGGCACAUGAAGUUUACAGUGAUGAAGCGCUGAGAGUUACACCUCCUCCCACCUCUCCUUACUUAAACGGAGAUUCUCCAGAAAGCGCCAACGGCGACAUGGAUAUGGAGAAUGUAACACGGGUUCGACUGGUACAGUUCCAGAAGAACACAGAUGAACCAAUGGGAAUCACUUUGAAAAUGAAUGAGCUGAACCAUUGUAUCGUAGCAAGAAUUAUGCACGGAGGAAUGAUUCACAGGCAAGGUACACUACAUGUAGGGGAUGAAAUCCGAGAAAUAAAUGGGAUCAGUGUGGCAAAUCAGACUGUAGAGCAACUACAAAAAAUGCUUAGGGAAAUGCGAGGGAGUAUCACCUUCAAGAUUGUGCCAAGUUACCGCACGCAGUCUUCAUCAUGUGAGAGAGAUUCCCCCUCUACAUCCAGACAGUCCCCAGCUAAUGGUCAUAGCAGCACUAACAAUUCUGUUUCGGACUUGCCAUCGACAACACAACCAAAAGGACGACAGAUAUAUGUAAGAGCACAAUUUGAAUAUGACCCAGCAAAGGAUGACCUCAUCCCCUGCAAAGAAGCUGGCAUCAGAUUCCGAGUUGGUGAUAUUAUCCAGAUCAUUAGUAAAGACGAUCACAACUGGUGGCAGGGUAAACUGGAGAACUCCAAAAAUGGUACUGCAGGUCUUAUUCCUUCUCCUGAACUUCAGGAAUGGCGCGUUGCUUGUAUUGCCAUGGAGAAGACCAAACAGGAGCAACAGGCCAGCUGUACUUGGUUUGGAAAGAAAAAAAAGCAGUACAAAGACAAAUAUUUGGCAAAGCACAAUGCAGUGUUUGAUCAAUUAGAUCUCGUCACAUAUGAAGAAGUAGUAAAACUACCAGCAUUCAAAAGGAAAACACUAGUCUUACUAGGUGCACAUGGUGUUGGAAGAAGACACAUAAAAAACACUCUCAUCACAAAACACCCAGACAGAUUUGCAUACCCUAUUCCUCACACAACCCGACCUCCAAAGAAAGAUGAAGAGAAUGGAAAAAAUUACUACUUCGUAUCACAUGACCAAAUGAUGCAGGAUAUAUCCAACAAUGAGUAUUUGGAAUAUGGCAGCCACGAGGACGCAAUGUAUGGGACAAAACUGGAAACAAUACGGAAGAUCCAUGAGCAGGGACUAAUUGCAAUACUUGAUGUAGAACCUCAGGCGCUGAAGGUCCUGAGAACUGCGGAGUUUGCUCCUUUUGUUGUUUUUAUUGCUGCACCUACAAUUACCCCAGGCAUUAAUGAGGACGAAUCGCUUCAGCGGCUGCAAAAGGAGUCUGAAAUCUUACAGAGAACAUAUGCACACUACUUUGACCUAACAAUUAUCAACAAUGAGAUUGAUGAAACAAUCAGGCACCUGGAGGAAGCCAUUGAGCUUGUUUGUACAGCAUCCCAGUGGGUUCCCGUCUCCUGGGUCUAUUAGGCCGAGCUCCAGAUAUUUGGGGGAAAACAAACAAAAACAAAACCUUGCCAUUGCCGGGAACCACCUCAUACAUGGAGAAAAAAAAAAAAAAAAAAAACCUCUUCAUUCUUGACCUUGUGUCAACAGGUCUUGGCCCCUAGAGACUACCUAGAUGUAGUGUGACCUAAAUUUAUAAUUAUUGUCAUGUCCUAAUAGAUAGGAGGAGGGAAAAAAAAGAAAAAAAGGAAAAAAAAAAGCGCUAAUUUAAAGAGACAGUAUCUUUUUUUUAAUCAUUUCUCCUAAACUUUAAUAAAAUGUAUCUUUAAAUGUAUGUAUUAUUCAGUCUUUUGGAAUGUUAUAUUUUUGGAAAUCAUAGCUUUUUAUUUCAAAGGCCCCUAAAAACUGCACAAAAUAGAUGCUGCUUUCUAUAAUCUAUUUUAAUAGUAAUAAUAAUAUGAUUCUGUUACCUUUACUUGGGGGUGGAACACUACAUUCUUUUUAGAGUCUGAUUUUAUGGAUUUGGAAUACUUUGCUCUCCUUUAUUUAUUUGAAAUAAUUAGUCUAGAGGUUACAAAACAAAUUCAUAAAUUUUCAAGGCCUUUCUUCGCUUUUUUUUUUUUUUAGAAUAGUAUUUUUAAGUAUUUUUGUGUAACAUCCAGGUAAUGUGAUACUGUCUCUUUGAAGAACUCUGUAAAACUUUUAGAAAUUUGAAAUUGGGUCUUGACUCUUAAUGCAUGUGGACAGUCGCAAGCGUUCAUGCCGUUGGUGUAUCUGUGUUGAAAAAACUGUAAUCUACAGCAAAGUACAUUCCGUUCAUGGGGAAAAGUACCCAAGGGAAUAAAGUAAAAUAUUAUUCUGACUAAGUUGUAAACCUAUGCACAUCCCUUGCAUUUUGGGCAACUUUAUAAAAAAAAAUGAUUUUUAUUAAUAAUAAUCAUGUAGUGAAAUGUGUUUGUAAUUUUGUCUCAAUUUAAUUUGUUGUAAGGUGGGAGGGGGCAAUUACUGGUUUCACCAUUUCAGAUCUGUGUUGUCUGAGAGUAUUAACGUUUUAAUUAAGUUGAAGCAAAGAAAUGCUGAUUUUUAAUAUGUAUGUAAUUGUUUAAAAAUGCACACAUUUUAGAAGAAAAUAAUGUGCAAUGAAGAAACCAGUUCAGGCAUUGCGAUAAACUGACUAUUCCAAAAGACUCAUCUACAACAGCCCUGUAAAUUCCUUUAAAAAAUGGUAAUUGACUCUACAGUCUGACCAAUUUUUUUUUUUAUUAUUAUUAUUUUAAAUAUACUUCCUUUUAUGUGUUCAACAAUUAAAUGCUUUUGGGUCCUUCAUUUCAUCACAGAUUUAUUGAGGGAGUUUGAAGAACAAAUCAGUGACUCUUGUAAGUGAGAAAACUCUUAAAGGGCCCUGGUAGUGAUGUGGUCUACAGCGUUUUCCAGGGAAUCUGCUUACGAGCGCAGUUUGAGCUAAUUUAGAGUUAGAGCAGAGGCAAGUAAGAAAAUUUAACCAUGUAAUAAUCUUAUGUUAUGUUUUGUUUCCCUUCUUCAUGCCCUCCCAGCCCAAAUGGUUUGUAUUUCUCCUGCAAAUGGUUGACAGCAAUGGUUGACAAGCAUUCCCAUGUCUUUUCAGGUGUCAGAAAUAGGAUUCUCCUUAAAACAGUUUAUCUUCAGAGCUCAGUUGACUGCUCAGUUGCAUAGCAUGAAGUCAUAGCGUCUGUGUUGAAAUUGCACAGUGCCCUUGAAGGGUUUAUCCUUCAAGUUGUACUGUCAGCUGUAAUUGAUCUACAGACUGUUUGUUGUUUGCAAUCACUGCAUAUAGUCAGAAAAUGUUCUCCCUGUUAGGCCUUUAUCAUAGGCUGCUGCUUCUGUCCCUCCUCCUCUUCCUCCUCCUGCAGAUGAGGUGGCCUACCCUCUCUCUUCUUGACAAAUCCAUAGGAAAAAUGUAGGUCCAGCUACGCCUCCAGGACAGCCCAAUGAGACAACGUGUUUAUUAUUAUUUAUGAGCCAAAUGGCUGGAGCCAAAGUUGUGCCCUAAGAACAGAACUCACUGAUGCUACAAGGGGAAUCACUGUGUGACCGAGUCCCAGAGCAAGGAUCUUCCCCCACCCCUGUGACUUUAUAGUUUGUAGAGAACUGGCAACUAAAUGAAUGAGAAAGUAUCUUGUAUAGACCAAGCAUAAACAAGCCUGUGAAUAAGAAGGCACCUAUCACAUUAAUAGUAGCUGCUCAUCUGUUCUGGAUUUAGCCCCUUUAAAGGG